UCUUCUUCCAUCCCACCCCCUACCUAUAAGCUCUCAUACCGCCAUGUUGUCCGCUGUCCUCCCAUCCGAGUCCCUGCUUAGCAAUGGCAACAAUAAUCCCUUGUUCGCCUUUAGCGGCGGGUUUACUCCGUGGGAGAAUCUCGAAUCUUUUUUCACUUCCAAUGAUCAUAAAGAUAAUGAUCAGUCUAAACCAAAAUUAGGUUGUUACCAUGCCGAUUUUGGUUUAGGUUCAGAAAGUCCAAACCUGACCCGUUACCAUGUCAAUUUUGACUUAGGUCUCGAAAGUCAAAACAAAAUGUCACCUUGUUUUGACGAAUCGAAUCUAAGUCGUUACCAUGCCUUUUCAGAAAGUCCAAACCAAAAAUCACCUUGUUUUGACGAAACUAACCUUGAUCGUUACCAUGUUGGUUCCGAUUUAGGUUUGGAUAGUCCAAACCAAAAAUCACCUUGUUUCGGUGAAAUAAGCCCUGAUGAUAACCGAUUAGACAAAAACUCACUCCUUACUCUUUCGAGUUCUAGUUCUGGUUCUGAUGACCCGAGCCCAAAUCGAAAUGGUUCAAGUUCAAAGACGUGUAUUGACGAGCGGAAGCGUAAGCGAAUGAAAUCAAACCGAGAAUCAGCCAAAAGGUCUCGCAUGCGGAAACAAAGACACCUAGAAAAUCUAAGGAACAAUGCAAACGAACUUAAAAUCCAAACUCGGGAGCGCUCCAACCACUUACGGCUUAUAAAUCAGCAAAUCCAAUUUAUAAGCAUAGAAAACGACCGACUCAAAACCGAGUCAAUUAUCCUCCAAAGGAAAUUACUUCAACUUGGCCAAAUUUGGCAAUAUCAACAACUUCAACGACAAUGUUCAAACCAUCAUCCAUCACUACAAUCAGCAUCCUCAAUUGCGGCCAUGCAAAUAAUAAAUUGACUUUAUAAUUAAUCAAAGUAAUCACUAUUAUUUCAUGUUCGAUCUACAAUUAGUUAAAAGAAUUCAAAGGCUAAGCAAAUCAUCAAUAUCUAUAGAUGAAUUAAUAAAUAUAUAGACAUUUGAUGAUCAUGCUAAUAAAUAAAGUGGAACAAGUGUGAUUAAUUAUAUGAGGCAACUAAUAGAUUUAUGCUCUAUCUAUUCUCUCUCUUUAUAUAUGUAGAAUUUAAGAGAUUAGAGUAGUUUUUUUUUUUUUUUUUUUUUUUGUUUACUCCAUUGAUGGGAUAUUUUUUCCAAUUUCCUGUUAAGAUAUGGAGAAUUCUCUUUUGUAAAGAAGUAAAGUUGGUGAGUGGUGUUUGGUUUAUGAUUAGCAAAAAAACUUUUGGACUUGCGUGUUAUUUUUUUUUUCUUUGGUUACUUUCCUUAGCUUUAUAGAUUUACCAAUCCACUUGCUAUAUGUUAUUCUCAAGUUAAGAUUAACUCAAAUAAAAUGUGGGUUAUUACUUAAUAUAAGUAAUAUUGAUA
Beta vulgaris subsp. vulgaris (sugar beet) is the source of this 1435-nucleotide messenger RNA. Its product is annotated as light-inducible protein CPRF2. The coding region runs from base 44 to 913 and encodes 289 amino acids. The record is from RefSeq and is a predicted model, not a curated record. Gene Ontology annotation, molecular function: DNA-binding transcription factor activity; transcription cis-regulatory region binding. Gene Ontology annotation, cellular component: nucleus. Lineage: Eukaryota; Viridiplantae; Streptophyta; Magnoliopsida; Caryophyllales; Amaranthaceae. Gene Ontology annotation, biological process: positive regulation of DNA-templated transcription. The transcript has a single exon.